AUGGGAAUUUUAAAAGAAGAUAUUAAAUUAAUAUCUCGCCAUAGAUCUGAUGCUGGAUUAUCAUCAUACACUUUACCUACUGAUAAUAAAAAAAAUGAGAUUAUUGGACAGUUAAUGAAUAAAGUUCAUGAGCAGUUGACUUUGGUUAAUGAAAAAUCAGCAGAAAUAGUAAAUUCUCAAAUUUCAUGUAUAAAUGAAAAUAAUAAACAAAUAAUGGACAAAGAGGAUAAUAAUUUUAAAACUGCAAAAGAAGCUUUACUUGAAAAGUUUCGUGAAAAUCAACAAAAUACUAUUUUAAAAACUUACUUCGUUAAACAGUAUACAGCAUUUAAUUAG
Messenger RNA from Rhizophagus irregularis DAOM 181602=DAOM 197198, 336 nucleotides. The record is from RefSeq and is a predicted model, not a curated record. Lineage: Eukaryota; Fungi; Glomeromycota; Glomeromycetes; Glomerales; Glomeraceae.